GGGCAGGGGACCCCUGAUUCCGGGAGACUUGCCUGCUCUUCCGGGGGGCCAGGAGGGUCACCCAAUUUUCGGGAGCCUCCCGGCCGUUCCGGGAGAGUAGGCAAGUAUGCCCUUUGUCACAUUCACCUAAACCUGUGCAUACUGCUCAGCUUCUGCAAUCAUAUACAGUAGCUAAACAGAAUAGGUCAGUAGUGCACAGAAUGGAGACUUGAGUAAUCAUAAUAGGGGAGAUGUACUAAGCCUUGGAGAGAGAGAACGUAGCAGCUAAUCAGCUCCUAACUACCAUGUCACGGUCUGUGUUUCAAUAAUGAAGUCAGGAGGUGAUUGGUUGGUACUCUAUCCGGGUUCGGUAUGAUUUACCAGCGGCCACGAUGCCAGCCGUCACUAUACCGUUAUUACACCUAGCCCUCUCCUCUGAUUAGCUCCCGUUCACCCGCUUGUUAAUGUCUCAGGUAGCCGUGCUACGCCCGCCUACACAGACAGUCUAUCCUCAUUGCGCCCGGCUUUGCCAUUGAUAUAAUCCUCACCACGCAAGGCCAGGUCACAUGACUGCCCGGGCUCCGCCCUUUCUCCGGAUAACUUGUUUUACCCGCAGCUCGCGAGAGUUGGUGAGGCGCAUGCUCCUCGACUGCUGUGUGCGUGAUACGGCGAGAGGAUGCACGUGACUGAUGUUGCUAGGAGACAGAGAAACUGAAGGAAGCGGAGGCAGGGGGCCGAAGGGAAUUGAUAGUAGGUAUGGCGAGCAACCAGAGACCCCCAUCAGCCCGUCCUGUCUCAAGGGGAGUCAUCGGUUCCAUUCCAAACAGACCUCCAAGUGGAAUCCGUGGUCCACCCACAGCAGGCAGGCUUUCAACUGCAAUGCCACCUGGCACUGCCAGGCCUGGGACUCGUGGAGGACCACAGGGUGCAGGAGGAGUGUUGUCAGCUCAAAUAAAAGUAGCUGAUCGGCCAGUGACUCAGCAAGGCCUGAGCGGAAUGAAGACUGGAAUGAAAGGUCCACAGAGACAGAUUAUGGACAAAUCUUACUUUCUUGGGCUCCUUAGGAGCAAAAUCGGUGAGCUUACAUUAGAAAUGACCAAACUAAAGAAGGAAGUUGAUACAUACAACCAGGAGAACUCUGUAUAUCUUUCCUAUGAGAAAAGAGCUGAAGUGCUUGCUCAUGAGAUUAAGGAACAGCAGGGUCAGCUUGCAGACUACAACAUGCUGGUAGACAAACUGAAUACUAACAUGGACAUGGAGGAAGUACUAAAUGACUACAAUACGCUAAAAGCUCAGAAUGACCGGGAAGCCCAGAGCAUAGAUGUCAUUUUUACAGAGAGACAAGCAAAAGAAGAUCUUAUACGAGGUGUGGAAGAGGACAUUGAACAUGAGAAACGAGCAGCUGAAGGCAUUGUAAAGAAUAUGUCUGACGAGAAACAAACUAUAUACUUCACAACAAAAGCAAAGAACGAGCAGCUGUUAAAGGACUUAGAGAUGCAACAGAAAGAUCUUGACUCGCUGACUGAAAAGAAAGAAGCUUUGGAGGCGGAAAUUGCACAUUCCCAAGUUAAACAGGAAGCAGUAGUGCUGUAUGAGAAGCUUCAUGAAUUGGAGUGCCGUCGUGACCAAGCCAUAGCUGAGGACAAGAGUAUGGGGUCUCCACAGGAAGAGAGAGAGAAGCUACUGAAACAGGUGAAAGAAGAUAAUCAGGAGAUAGCAAGCAUGGAACGACAGUUAAAGGAUAUAAAGGAUAAAGCUAAACAGUUGAAUGAAGAACUUGGAAGGCUGGAUAUGGAUAUGGAGGAGUACCAAGGAGAGAAGAAGCAAAAGUACAAAGAGCUGAGAAAAAGAGAGGAAAGCAUGGAGCGGUUCUUUGCCACUUUUGAAGAAAGUAAGAACCAGGAAAUGGAGCGGAAGUCAGAGAUAGAAGGAAAUAUUGUCACGCUACUGGAACACUCAAGCAGGAAUAUUAAUAGAAUGAAACAAAUCUCCUCGGUUACCGCUCAAGAACUUAAGAUUAUGCAAGAAGACCUUAAUUUUAAGGAAACUGAAAUGCACAAAUCACAGAGCACUGCAAAGAAUUUGACAUCUGAGAGCCAGCAUUUGCAGCAAGAUCUUCAGAAAGUGGAGCAGCUGGAAUCCAAGAUAAACAGUGAGCUGACGUCCCUGAAGGAUAAAAUCCAGCAAAUGUCUGAAGGAUUAAAAACGUACAGUGAUUUGGAUGCCCUCAAAGCCUCAGCAGAAGAAAAGAAAAAGAAACUCCAGGAAGAUAAAAUAAUAUUAACCAAAUGCACAGACACCUUUAGGAAAACACUAAGUCAGCUGAAUCAGGAGAAUGAAAAACUGAAGUCCCAGCUGAAGGAUAAUGAGACCCACACUCAGCUCACAAAUCUAGAGAGAAAAUGGCAACAAUACGAGCAGAAUAACUUUGUAAUGAAAGAAUUCAUAGAUACAAAGAGCCAGGAGAGUGACUACAGACAAGUGAUGAAGAAUGUAACUAAACAAUUAGCAGAGUAUAAUAAAACUCUUACAGAGGCAUUACAGAACUCCAGGAACUGAACCCUUUAGCUCUUCCUUUCUGCAAACCAGCAAGUUCAACUCUCUGGCAAUAUGAUCACUGUCUUGCUAAUUGUAUAUGUAAUAUUUAAAGCUUUUGAAAUCACAUUUAUAAUGUAUUUAUGAAAGAUUACACAAAUAAUUUUUUUAAGAAGUACUAAUUAUUGUUUGUAACGUUGAUUGUGCCAGUGUAUACUGAAAAAUAAAAUUACAUUUAUUUUGUUGUUUUUAGAAACAUUUA
Molecule: messenger RNA, 2776 nt
Organism: Pseudophryne corroboree (corroboree frog)
Lineage: Eukaryota; Metazoa; Chordata; Amphibia; Anura; Myobatrachidae
Gene: IFT74
Product: intraflagellar transport 74
Exons: 20
Coding region: 736-2538 (600 amino acids)
Biological process (GO): cilium assembly; intraciliary transport involved in cilium assembly
Cellular component (GO): centrosome; cilium; intraciliary transport particle B
Molecular function (GO): beta-tubulin binding
Source: RefSeq, a predicted model, not a curated record